AUGCUGAAAGGGAUUGCUUUUCUGAGUUUGGUAGCGGAGCUACGGGUGCAGUCUGGGCUGCUGGCCGAGGCCAGCUUCUCCGUUUUUCGAGUACCAGGAGUUGCACCACGAUCACCAAACGACCCCCCCGCAAGAACCAGUUGCGCAAAAUCCACCUCGGUCCAUUGCCUGUUCUGCCUUUUCUUGACGACGGGCGUCCUAGUGCCCGAGACUGUUGCGGGAAACCAUUCGGAAGCAGCGUCGCAGAAUUCGAUAACAGCCGGCGAGGACGAAACGAUCCAGGACUACCUGUGCAUUCUCGUGUGCAACAAGGCAAAGGACGACGACGGCGAGAAGGAAAAGAUGGCUGUGCCUCGAACGGGCAUUCCUCUGGGCGAGUACCGGCGUGAUAUUCCCCCUGGCUGGGGGCUAAGAUUCGCGGUCUACCCGCCGAAGACCUUCGAGAGACUCAAAGUUUGGUGCCGCCCGUACGAUCUGCCGGACGAGAUAGUGGGCCCAUUGGUUGCCAGCAGGCUGCCGGUGAACGAGGUGAGAGACCCGCAGAACCCUCAGGUUAUUUUGCGGCAUCGUAUCCCCAGCGGCAUCCACGCCCUCGGCGACAAGCUCCGAGAAACCUUUGGCCAGAACGAUCAGGAGAUGGCUUCGACAAGCCUCGAAAGCUUCUUCGAACUGAGAAGAGGCCGCUUGUCGCUUCAGGAGUAUGCCGUUGAGUUCGACCUGAGGAUAGAGGAGGCGCAUGAUCGAGCUGGGCUAGAGAUGAAUGAGGUUGCCCUCUUUUGUUUCUUCUUCGAGAAGAGUGGCCUCUCUUCGCGUUUUGUGGAAGAUUGGAAAUUUUGUGUUCAUGGAGAUCUUCGCCGCUACUCAGAAGCUCGCAGCCUUGCACUUCGCCUCAGUACCAAGGUCGAGGGCGAAAGCUUCUACGAAGAUGAUGCGACGUCGGCUGCCCCCUCAGUGGACAGCAGAUCCUGGGAUUACUGGGGUGAGGAAUGGAACGAAGAAAAUGAGGACGCAUGGUCCUCGUGGUACGGCGAGGAGGACAACGGCGACGCGAUGGAGGUGCACGAGGGCGACUGGCCUGAGAAUGAUGAACAUGCCGAAGAGCAGGUCGCUGACGGGGGAAGCCAUGUUCUUUGGUCUCAUCGGGCUAAAGCCAAACGAGUCUCGUACAGUACUUCCAAUCGGCGGCUUGGAGACUGUGUCUCUGGUGACAAUCAGGCUGUCCACUGA
Symbiodinium necroappetens is the source of this 1227-nucleotide messenger RNA. The record is from the annotation of a GenBank genome assembly. NCBI's taxonomy places the organism in Eukaryota, Dinophyceae, Suessiales, Symbiodiniaceae.